Molecule: messenger RNA, 1198 nt
Organism: Cylindrotheca closterium
Lineage: Eukaryota; Bacillariophyta; Bacillariophyceae; Bacillariales; Bacillariaceae
Source: the annotation of a GenBank genome assembly
AUGGAAUUAGAGGAUCGUAAAGAGCGAGCGAGUAGACAACGGUCUCCGGAAGGAAGGGAGAGCAAAAAGUUGAAAGAAGCAUCACCUCCCCGAGCCACUGGUGGGUCGAAAUCUCGUCAUCGCAAUGCGGAAGAACGAGAAGCAAAACAGAGAGCUUCUAGAGGCAGUGGAAGAAGAAGCACCCGACCUGGUGCGGAAUCGACUGCACGGCCCAGCGACAGUCAAAGAUCACGACGUAAUGACGAAGAUCGUCGAGCCAAAGAUCGAGCAAAGGGCAAUCAUCAAAGAUCGGAUGCACCUACUGCCUCUUCUCCUUCUGCACCUCAGGUGGGCGCCUUUAGUGAAACUUCUUCCAAGGAUCGUAGCAAGGCGAAAGGACGCCAUACCACCAGGGGCGAUCGUAAUCGAAGAUCAGAUGCUCCCAUGUCUAAUUUUGCACCUCAGGUCGUGGCGGGUGCCAUUGGCGACACUUCUCUCAAGGAUCCUAGCAAGACCAAAGGACGUCCUCAUAGCAUCAAGGGUGAUCGUGAUGCCAAGAAUCGAGCUAGACGUUCAAGAGACCCUGCUGCAGCAAAACCAGGCGUAGAUAGUUUGACUUCUUCACCGCAAAGUCCCCGUUCCAAGGCGGACAGAGCAUCCAAGAAAUCUCGGCAAUAUGAUGAAAGUGAGAAAAAUGCCAAGCGCAUAUCCAAGAACAAAGAAUUUGGGACUCAAGAAGAACAAGUGGAUCUACAAGCACCUGUCGCGCAAGGCAUCGCUGUGGAUGAAGAAGCGGAAGAGAACGAGCGAUUCCUGAAACAGGAAGAAGCCAACCAAAGGAUGCAACAACAGCUCGAGGAAAUGACCCGACAGCAGCAACUAGCUGCUGAGGCUCUAGCACAAAAAGAACGAGAGGCCGAGAGGCAAAAGAAGAAGCGUCGCAGAAUUAUAUGUGCGAUCAUUGUUUUCUUCGUUCUGGCUGGAGGAGUCGUGGCAUACUUCCUGACGCGUCCGUCAGUAGAUGCAACGCCUUUGUUGGUUGCACCGGAGGAUCUAGAGGGUACCAUUUCCAGCGCCCCAUCGACGAAUCCUACGUCUUCGCCUACCCAAGCUCUCUUGUAUGAUCCACCGUCCGAAAGAGAUUGCGUGGCCAUGAAAAAUGGCCAACCAGUGGCCAAUCAGGACGAAUUGACAGCAUUUACUUUUGAAAUCACCAUAG